Messenger RNA from Strigops habroptila (Kakapo), 2794 nucleotides. RefSeq names its product CD320 molecule (gene CD320). The coding region runs from base 128 to 676 and encodes 182 amino acids. Gene Ontology annotation, molecular function: protein binding. NCBI's taxonomy places the organism in Eukaryota, Metazoa, Chordata, Aves, Psittaciformes, Psittacidae. The record is from RefSeq and is a predicted model, not a curated record. The transcript is spliced from 5 exons.
GCUCCGCCCCCCGGUCCCCGUUGGUGGAGGUCGUACCCGUGCGCAUGCUCAGCGCCAGCACACGCCCAGCCUUAUAGCGGUGCGGCGGCAGCGGGCCGUGCUGGAGCGCAGCGGCGGGCCCCGCGGCAUGGCGCGGCUCCCGGUGCUCCCGCUGCUGCUGGAGCUGCUGCUCCUGCUCCCGCUGCCGCUGGAGCUGCUGCUCCCGCCGCCGCGCAACGGGACCCUGCCCCGCUGCCCCUCGGGCCGGUUCCGGUGCGCGCCCCGCGCUCGCUGCGUGCCCUUGGAGUGGCGAUGCGAUGGGCACCCCGAUUGCGACGACGGAGGGGACGAGCUGGGCUGCGGGACGGUGACCCCGGCGGCGCCGAGCCCUGGCGGCACAGAGGCUUCACCUACGCGUGUGCCUGAGAGCUCAGCACCACCCAGUAGCCCAGACCGCAUGUGGAUCUUGGUUAUUGCAGCGCUCCUGAGCAUCCUGGUAGCUGCUGGUUCUGUUGCUGUGUGGGGCAUGUCCAAAGCAAAAAGCAGAUCUGACUUCGUCAGUCUUGAAAAAGCAUCCAGAGAACAGCUAAUGCCUGACAAGAGCCAGAAGGGCUCAUUUCCCCGAAGGGGAUCUUUACCACAAGGUGAUGAGAUGGGACAAGCCUGGUCUCCCUCCAGCUGCCUGUAUUGGACAUAAGCUCUCAAGUCUGAAUUGUUACACUGGAAUAACAAAGGAUGCUCCCCUUGGAAAUCGAUUUUUAGAUUGUGGGACUACUUUAGCUCUGGAAAUAGCACAGGACCUUCCCUCGUGCUGUGAAAUCACCCGUUACAAAAGCUGGUAGAAAUGUCUUCAUUGUUCUUGCCUCCAGGGUUUGUUAAUGCUGAUCUCACCAGAGUGGCCUUGGAGACCCAAAGGUUUUAUCCUCCAUGAAAUGAUAGGUGAUAGGUGCUGUUCAACUGUUUCCUUCCGCUUCCAGCCAAGAGAUUUUCUUCACCUGCUCCAUUUUUCCUCCUGGAUUUUGCUAGGGAGCAGGGGCUUUCUCAUCCAUUUCAGUAGGAACUUACUAACUCUGCACAGAUCCAACAUGUACUCCGUGUUUGUGGUAGUGUUUUGAUGCUGCUCAGUCCAGUGUUCAGGAAGCUUUACUGACAGGUCAGCCACAUGGGGGAAAGCUGAAAACUUCUUGUCUGUUCUGGCUUUGCUGCUGCCACCCCGAGUCAGUGUGGGGCCAGCAGCUUCUCAGCACACUCCCUUCCAGCAAGGACCUCUGCCCUCUGCAGAAACACACUUUCCAUCCCAGUGCUGAACUCUGGAUGUUGUUAACAGUUAAUGUUGUCUUCUUUAAAAUUAUUCUGAUGUGAGUGGUGUCCCUCAAAGGUCCGUACUGGGACCAGUGCCAUAUAAAGCCAAAUGGUUUGGGCUCAAAAGGACCUUAAAGCUUAUCCAGCUCCAACCCCCUGCCACGGGCAGGGACACCUUCCACUAGAGCAGGUCGCUCCAAGCCCCUGUGUCCAACCUGGCCUUGAACACUGCCAGGGAUGGGGCAGCCACAGCUUCUCUGGGAAAAGUCUGUGCCAGCGCCUCAGCACCCUCACAGGGAAGAGCUUCUGCCCAAGAGCUCAUCUCAAUCUCCCCUCUGGCAGGUUAAAGCCAUUCCCCUUGGCCUGUCCCUCCAUCCCUUGUCCAAAGCCCCUCUCCCGGUUUCCUGGAGCCCCUUUAGGCACUGGAGCUGCUCUAAGGUCUCCCCUUCAGGAGCCUUCUCUUCUCCAGGCUGCCCCAGCCCAGCUCUCUCAGCCUGGCUCCAGAGCAGAGCUGCUCCAGCCCUCGCAGCGCCUUCAUCAGUGGUGGUUGUACUAGGAUCAAGUGCACCCUUGAAGUUCAAGUUUGUGGAUGACACCAAGUUGAGUUGAUUCGCUUGGGGCAGGGAGGGGGGAAUGCUGAGGGAAUGCUGUCCAGAGGCACCUUCAGGCUGGAGGAGUGGGCCCAUGUGAACUUCAUGAUGUUCAAUAAGGUCAAGUGCAAGGUCCUGCACCUUGGUCGGGCAGUUGCUGGAGAAGAGAAUGCUCUGGGAAGGCCAAGGCCUGUGGUGACAGGACAAGGGGCAACAGUUACAAACUGGCAAAGGGAAGAUUUAGAUUAGAUUUUAGGAAGAAGUUCUGUUCUGUGAGCACUGGCACAGGGUGCCCAGAGAAGCUGUGGCUGCCCCAUCCCUGGCAGUGUUCAAGGCCAGGCUGGACACAGGGGCUUGGAGCAACCUGCUCUAGUGGAAGGUGUCCCUGCCCGUGGCAGGGGGUUGGAGCUGGACGAGGUCCCUUCCAAACCAAACCACUCUGUUUCUAUGAGGCUUUCACUGUUUUUCUGUGUUUGGGGGCACGUGUUGCACUUUCCAAACAGCUCCGUGCUGUAUGCUUUUGAAAACUGACAGUGGGGGCAGGAGACUCUGACCAGUGCGUCUAGCUCCGUGCUGACCAUGAGCCCCUUGCACAAGUGUUCACUAAGUGCACAAAGGAUUGAAAGCUGCUGCCUUGGCUGCUGAUCUCUGUGCCUUAGAGGUGAGAACUUGGUUUGCCAAGCAGGCACCAGUCAUCAGCCUUAGAGUAGGAGCCUUCCACCCCUCGUAGUGUGUGUGUGCUGCUGUUCCCCAUGGGAGAAGCCUCUAGAUGUGGCAUGGAGUGCUGAGUUACUCCAGUGCUGCUCUUCUUAGUACCAAGAGGUUAUUUGCAAAGGUGCACACAACCUUGCUUCUGUUUCCACAGGGAUAAGUGGAGAUAGCUGUUGGUGAAUGACACAGGAGAAUAAAGAACUUGAAACUAA